GCAGCUCUUCGUCCUCCGCAUCUCUGCCUCUGGUCCAGGGAUGGAGCCGGGAGGGGGAGCGGCGGCGGCGGCGGCGGCGGCGGGGCGGAAGCGCCUGAGGUUGCACUUGAUAACCUGGAAUGUGGGCACAGCAUCUCCCCCUACUGAUGUUACCUCUUUGCUUCAACUCAGUUUGCAAGGCCUGCCAGUGGACAUGUAUGUUAUUGGUUUACAGGAAGUGAACUCCAAGAUUGUGAAUUUCCUGUCUGACUUGGCUUUUGAUGAUCCGUGGAGUCUUUUCUUCGAGACGAUUCUCUCUUCUCUGAGCUAUGUCAAGGUCUCUUCCAUCCGAAUGCAAGGCCUCUUGCUCCUGAUCUUUGCAAAGCACGGCCACCUCCCCUACAUACGGAACAUUCAAAGCCAGUUCACCCGCACAGGCCUGUAUGGAUAUUGGGGAAACAAGGGGGCAGUUUCCAUUCGUAUGUUUCUCUACGGGCACGCAGUCUGCUUUGUGAAUUGCCACUUGCCAGCCCAUAUGGAGAAUGCCGAUCAACGGCUGGAUGAUUUUGAGCACAUUCUGGAAUUGCAGCAGUUUGAAGGCGAGAAGGUUGCUGGUGUCCUGGACCAUGAUGUUCUUUUCUGGUUCGGUGAUUUAAACUUCCGGAUUGAAGACUAUGGGCUGCAUUUUGUCCGAGAGUCAAUAAACAACAACAGAUUCAGCCUCCUUUGGGAAAAAGAUCAGCUAAACAUAGCCAAGAAGAAAGAGGCCUUCCUUCAGGAAUUCAGAGAGGGGCCGCUGCAGUUCAAACCCACCUACAAGUUUGACCUGUACUCCAGUGAGUAUGACACCAGUGGGAAGAAACGGAAGCCUGCUUGGACAGAUCGGAUUUUGUGGAGGUUGAAAAGCCCCUUGCCCCAUGCUUCAGAAGCAGGGGAGAUGCCAGAAGAGCAGGCCAUUUCUGUGUCUCUGCACAGCUAUGCCAGCCAUAUGAGUUACAGUAUCAGUGACCACAAGCCUGUGACAGGGACCUUUGGGUUGGAGCUGAAGCCGCUGGUAUCUGUCCCGUUGGUCACCCUACAUCCCGUGGGCAAGUGGAGCACUGAACAGGAGGCGACGGUCAGCUACUCUGCUCUUCCUGAAUUUCCACACAGUGCCUGGGAUUGGAUUGGCCUGUACAAGGUGACAUUCAGGCAUGCCAACGACUAUGUGAUCUAUGCCUGGGUGCAAGACAAUGAAAUUUCCUCUGGGGAGGAUGCUAAGCAGGUUUAUCUCAGCACCGAGGAGCUCCCCAUGGCAGGAGGGCAGUUUCUCCUGGGGUAUUACAGCCACAUAAUGCAGUCCAUAGUUGGCCUUAGCCAGCACUUCCAGAUUCAGCCAAGCAGAACGUUGGCCGAGAAGGACCUGGCGUUGGAUGGAGAGGCUUUGCAGUGUGGAGCUACAGAAUGAGUUCUGAAACGUGCACCGGUGAUACGUGGCUGAAGGGCUCCAGGGACCGUUGAUGGAGGAAGUGACGGAAUUUGCUGAGGGGCCUCCUCAAGAGUUAGGGCAGUUCGGAGCAUUGCUUCUUAGGUAAUUCCUAUCACUGUUGCAGGAAGUCUACUCGUGCCCUACACUGAUACUAGAAAAUCAACAGCUGGAAAAUAUUGACUAAUCAUUGGGUUAUUGGCAUCCUCCUUCCAAUGGCAAACCAGGGCAGAAGGACCUGCGGCAUCUCCCUUUUUCCAGAGGCCAUUGCAGGACUAAGACAAUUCACUGAGAUAUUGUUAGUCAGGUAGUGCUUCCGAAGGUAACUUCGUAAUAUUCAAGAGAGGCACUUAGAAUUUAAUAGGAAACUGACACACACUUAAUUUUUUUAGCAGGAGACAAAACAUAAAAUCAGCUGUGAUGCAUUAGUUGGUAGAAGCAAGUCAUCUUGAGACAGCGGAAGGAAGGAAGAAGGCGAGCCUGUGGCUUGCCCGGCAGUUUUCUUGUGGCUUUGUCUUCUGUUCCCUGCCUCACAUGCCCCAUUGCUUUAGUCCUCUCCUGGAUUUGAGUGCUUGAAAGGCUGAAAGCAAAUGUACAUCCACCCAGCUGACCUUUGAUUUGCUUUUGAGAGCCCUUGAUGGUCUGUUUUUUAUCAUUAGCAGGAAGUUUUACAGGGCCGAGCCACCUCACUGGAUUUUCUUCAAGCUCCAUCAUUUGAGAAUGAGUUUGGGUGGCGAUCUCUUCCUCUGCCCCUUCCCAGGAGUGAUGCAAGAACCAGAAGGCCGUAGCUUUCAAGCUUGAUAGCCCCUGUUCUGAUUCAGCCCCUAAUCGGGACAGUACUUACGCCUUUGCAAAUGUUCACUCCUGGGAGAAUUUGCCAGAGGGCAGCUAGUGGAAUGACAUGAGUGUAGUGUCGCUAUAGGUUUGUGCGGUUUCUGGUUCUAGAUAGUGUUGGUGGCACUGAAGAUCCCUGUUGAUGGUGGGAAAUCUAGCUGACACUGUCACACUGAAAUCUUUGCACUGUCUGUAAAAUAGACAAGGCGAUCCAUCCUCUGUGUGACCAGUUCCCUGGGCCCAUUUGUGCAGGCUGAUUUUACAAGCAACCAAACCAGUGUGGCAUUGAUGUGGCUGUUAUUCUCUCUGUCUGCUUCUGUGUAGGGCCUUCCUCCACUUUGUACAGACUCCUUGUUGCUUGUGUGAAUUCCACUCUUACACAUCUCUUCUCCUGAAGUCAUUUGAGGCAGGUGGAGUGGCAGAAGAGGCAGACGGGUGUAGCGCUGGCUGAGAUCAAAAGAUUUGUGUAGAGAGUAGGGGACCCAAGUGAUUAAGGACAUUCGAGGGAAGAACUGAGGGCAUUGUUAAAAUGCAGCCUGCAAUAAGCAGUAGAGGUGAGUGGCGUUCCUUGCCUGGGAUAACAUACCAGUGCUUGCAGUUAUUUUAGCCUAGAUAUUCUUGUUGUGUAACAGUAUCUUUUCCCAAUGUUUGGAGGAGAAUGUGGAAAUUCCUGGUUUCGUCCCCUUCCCAGCUGGUGCUUCUGGGGUUGGAGCAGGGUCUUCUUUUCACAGAUGUAAACUUGGACGGCUUUUAAACAAUUGCAUUUUCUCACUUGGCUGGUAAGUGGUUACCAGCUUAGCUUCGGUCACUGUCCAAAGGAUUUUAAAGUAGUGCAUACGCAACUCUGAAUGUAGAUUGCUGCUAGCUGAUGCAGGGUUAUUUGUUUUUAAAUGUCAAAUGUCCGAAGGGACAGAAGUCUGGCUGGCUGGCACCAACCAAGCAUCUUUGCUUUUUUUGUAUCAUGCACCUGGGCUUUGGCAUGUGGCCAAGACAGGAAGUUCUUUGGAACUAAAUUGCAUUAAAUGGGAAUAUACUGAUAAAGUAUUUAUGCAGGUUGCUUUGUGACAUGCUUGGGCAUCCCUUUGUUGGAGCUUUUUAGAUAUUGCAAUAAACAAUACUGAGCAAUUGCUAAGGAAU
This is a messenger RNA of Eublepharis macularius, 3415 nucleotides long. It is a transcript of the gene INPP5K, whose product is annotated as inositol polyphosphate-5-phosphatase K. The coding region runs from base 41 to 1426 and encodes 461 amino acids. Gene Ontology annotation, cellular component: ruffle; endoplasmic reticulum; plasma membrane. Lineage: Eukaryota; Metazoa; Chordata; Lepidosauria; Squamata; Eublepharidae. Gene Ontology annotation, biological process: negative regulation of peptidyl-serine phosphorylation; phosphatidylinositol dephosphorylation; negative regulation of phosphatidylinositol 3-kinase/protein kinase B signal transduction. The record is from RefSeq and is a predicted model, not a curated record. The transcript has 12 exons. Gene Ontology annotation, molecular function: phosphatidylinositol-3,4,5-trisphosphate 5-phosphatase activity; phosphatidylinositol-4,5-bisphosphate 5-phosphatase activity; inositol bisphosphate phosphatase activity.